Molecule: messenger RNA, 1691 nt
Organism: Prorocentrum cordatum
Lineage: Eukaryota; Dinophyceae; Prorocentrales; Prorocentraceae
Source: the annotation of a GenBank genome assembly
GAGGCCAAGGAGGCCGCAUGCUGAGCCAGCUGCUGGAGCGAGCCACCGGCGAGCACGACCCCGCCGAGGCUCUCCACAAGUUCGCCAACACGGUGAGCAGCGUGGAGCAGAAGAAGGCGGUGUGGCGGCUCCGCUGUUUCCGGCAGCGCCCUAAGCGGCAGCCCCCCGCCAAUCAGCAGGAGGAGAAGUCGCUGUCGAGCUUUUGCUCCAGCACGCGGUCGCUGGAACUACUCACGUACCAGAGGUCCCUUGCGCAAAGACCAGAGACCCAUUCGAAUGUGGUCAACUUCUACGCCGACUCAGGACGGGAUGUGAUGAUGCCAAAUGCGGUCCCCUCCUCGUCGAGCACCGCGACCCCUGUGCGAGCGGGAGCAUCCGGCGAGAGGAGCUCGAGGUCGACCGUGCUGCCGUCACGAUCGCUGCGCAGCAUCGGCAGUCACAAGAGUCUUGGGCCCUCCGACGAGGAGCUCCAGAAGAGUAGCCUCCGCAGGUUCCACAGGGAGGGGCGCAGGCAAGAGCCGCUGCUGCAGGAGCUGAAGUCGCUGCAGGAGCAGGUGAAGAAGCAGAUGCCCAUGUGCCAGAACAGGAAGCAGCUCCUCUCCUGUUUGGGCGACAGGUUCCGCAAGUCCCUGUCCGCCGCGAGCAAGGAGUCCCAGUCCAUUCAGCUCAUGCAGGCCCAAUACACUACCCCGCCGGCUUCCCCACCAGUGUCGGCGGUGCUGUCGCCGACGGCGGGCCAGCCAGAUGGUAUGUGCAAUCAGCAGGCCUCCCCGCCGGGGUCGUCGGCGCUGGAGGCGUGGGAUUCGGACAGGUACCUCCGAGAUCUGGAGGAGCUGGAGUUGCUGGAGGAGCAGGACGAGGCGCUAGAGCAGGCGAGGCUUGCCCGCGCCAAGGCGCAAAGGCCAGCUGCAACCUUCCUCGCGGCUGUCAGGACCGAGGGCUUCGAUGCUGAACAGCGGUUCUCCCUCCUGAAGCCAGGAUCCAGAGCCAAAGCGCGGCAUGGUGCCUCGUCGAUCGCUGGAAGAUAUCCGAUUGAAGGCAGCAGCAGCAGCAGCUCCAUGCACAGUCCGCCGCCUGUGCCGCCUCCUCCCCGUACUGGCCAGGGCGGUCGAAAGCGUAGCAUGGGCAAGGAUUCAGUGCCGCGAGCUUUACCGCCAGUGCCGCGAGAUCCACCAGCUAAGACUGCCAGCCACCCAGAGGCCAGUGGGUGCUCCAGCUCCCAGCCAAGACUCCGUGGCGAGAUCCGGCGGGUGUUCUCUGGAGCGAUCCUGGCAGGGAGAGUCUGCCCGUCCAAGCCAGCCCGACCUGCUGGCGAGGCAGGCGCGAAGCCCGACUUGGAGGCACGCUCGCUGGCGGCCUCGUGCCUGAGGCCCCGGGAGCGCAGCACCGUCGAGCUGUCGCUGGCCGAGCUGUCCAUCCUGCCGAUGGCGGUGGGCGCGGCUACUCCGGCGCCACCGCCCGCGAAGAAGGGGCACGGCAGCCGGGCGAGCUCGGCGGCCUCAGGCCGUGGCCCUCGCCAGCGGCCGAGCAGGAGGGGGUCGCGGUUGUCCGUGUCCAGCAGUGCGGACACGGAUAUCGACCAGACCUUCAAGGACCAGCUGCAUCGGGGGUUCUCGGUUAGCGCCGUGAAGAACUACCAGGUGGUGCAGCAGCGGAGCGAACUCUUCCAGCCGUCCUCUCAGCACUCCUGA